AAAGUAGGAGUGUCACCGCGAAGACUUGCUACGCUGAAAACUACAACAAAAUUUAGCCAAAAUUCGGCGGUUCCAGUUAGAAGCUCAAGUUGAUGCGAGACGAGAAAAAUGGUGGGAGAGAAGUCACCUUCCUUUUUGCUUUAACAUUCCACCUCUCUCUCUCUCUCUCUCUCUACGUCUCUCUCUCUCUCUCUGCAACCCCAAAUCAAAUUUUAUAUAUCUAUCACCAGCGAAUUCCAAAUUCCAAACUCCAAUCAUUCUAUGCCCCUGCUUCCAUCUCGUCUUCUUCCUCUUCUUCGGCCCCCUCCCUCGCUUUGUGUAUAUAUAUAGAUUUACACACACGCAAACAUACGCAGAAGCAGAGACACAGGCCUAUCUCUGUCUGUGUAUGAUUCGCGUCUCUUUUGCAGCUAAACCAAGAUAUAGUACUCAGUUGAAUUUUAGACUCAUCAUUGGUUUGGACCCACCCCGUGAAGAUGCCUGGAUUGGUUAUGGAUGGAUCAACUAGAGAUGGCUUGGCAAAUGAUGCCAAUGGAGGCUACACUGCCUAUAAAGAAAACUCUACUCAUAGGAAUUCUCCAAGGAGUCCUUUGAGUCCACGGAGUCUUCAGAGUCCUCGGAGCGACUCCAUUGAUCUGGCUAUUGAUAGGGUGGUUGAGACCUCCAUAGAAGAGCUAUAUCGCAAUGUCUAUGAGAUGCAAAGCUCUGAUCAGUCACCCUCGAGGCGUAGCUUUCUAUCCUAUGGCGAUGAAUCAAGAAUCGAUUCAGAAUUGCGCUACCUUGUGGGGAUUGAUUUUGAAGAAGUGGAAAUAACCAAAGAGGUAGUGACAGAGAAUAGGAAACAAGAUAACGAUGGCAACUUGGGUUUUGAGGAAGAAAAUGGAUCUACAAACAAAAAUUCUGCUAAGAUAGAUAAGACCCAGUCUGUUGCUGCAGUAAACUCCAAGAGGUUUGGCCGGUUGCAGUUAGAACCAGAAUCAUAUGCAAAAUCAAGUCCUAAGGCCAAAUCUUCCCAUGAGAGACCUCCCUUUGGUAAGCGAUAUGAGAAGAAGUUACAAAAACCAAAUGUGGCUUCCCCCAUGAGGAAACACAGGAAUUUUUCCUUGGGAGGAGGAAAGUUACCAGCUGUGAAUCCCCCUGAGGCAGGACUAGAUAACCCAGAUCUUGGCCCUUUCUUGCUUAAACAAACGAGGGAUUUGAUUGCUUCAGGGGAUAAUCCCAAAAAGGCUCUUGAAUUGGCUCUUCGUGCAGUAAAAUCAUUUGAGAAAUGUGCAAAUGGCAAACCAAAUUUAGAGCUGGUCAUGUGCCUGCAUGUUUUAGCAGCAAUAUACUGCAGUCUAGGCAAGUACAAUGAUGCCAUUCCUGUCCUAGAGCGCUCUAUUGAAAUUCCAGCAUUAGAAGAAGGUCAGGAUCAUGCGCUCGCUAAAUUUGCUGGGUGCAUGCAGUUAGGUGAUACUUAUGCAAUGAUAGGACAGAUUGAGAAUUCAAUACUGUUUUACACUGCAGGUAUGGAGAUCCAAAGACAAGUUUUGGGAGAAAUGGAUCCUCGUUUCGGUGAGACUUGCCGGUAUGUGGCUGAGGCACACGUUCAAGCAUUACAAUUUGACGAGGCUCAGAAGCUUUGUCAGAUGGCUCUCGACAUCCAUAGAGAGAAUGGUUUACCUGCUUCUCUUGAAGAAGCAGCAGAUAGGAGACUCAUGGGACUGAUAUGUGACUCAAAAGGAGAUUAUGAAUCUGCUCUUGAGCAUUAUGUCCUAGCUAGCAUGGCUAUGGCAGCCAAUGGUCAUGAAGCCGAUGUGGGUUCCAUUGAUUGCUGCAUUGGAGAUGCAUAUUUAGCUUUGGCUCGGUUUGAUGAGGCUAUUUUUGCUUAUCAGAAAGCCCUCACUAUGCUUAAGUCAACUAAAGGAGAGAAUCACCCAGCAGUUGCUUCAGUUUAUGUCCACAUGGCAGAUUUGAACAACAAGAUAGGAAAAUUCAGGGAAGCCAGAUCUUAUUGUGAAAAUGCACUUCGGAUUUAUGGAAAACCCCUCCCUGGGAUUCCAAUAGAAGAGAUUGCAAGCGGUCUGAUUGAUAUUUCUGCUAUAUACCAAUCUAUGAAUGAACUGGAUCGGGCACUUAAGCUGCUUCAGAAGGCAAGGAAGAUAUACAGUACUAAUGCUCCUGGUCAGCAAAACACAAUUGCAGGGAUUGAGGCCCUGAUGGGGGUCAUGUAUUAUAUGAUGGGAGAUUAUUCUGAUUCUUACGACUCCUUUAGAAAUGCCAUUUCGAAGCUACGAGCAAGUGCAGAGAAGAAAUCUGCCUUCUUUGGUGUUGCUCUCAACCAAAUGGGUCUCACUUGCGUGCAAUGUUAUGCAAUAAAUGAAGCUGCAGAUCUGUUUGAAGAAGCAAGGAGCAUUUUGGAGAAGGAAUAUGGACCUUAUCACUCUGAAACACUAGCAGUGUAUAGCAAUCUCGCUGGCACUUAUGAUGCAAUGGGCAGAUUGGAUGAUGCCAUUGAAAUCUUAGAAUAUAUUGUUGGGAUAAGAGAAGACAAGCUUGGAACAGCAAAUCCCGACGUGAAUGAUGAAAGGCGGAGGUUGUCUGAGUUGUUAAAAGAUGCUGGAAGGAUUCGAAACAGGAAGUUUAGGUCUCUGGAAACACUCCUGGACACCAACUCCCAUCCUAUAAUCAAUGAUGGCAUCCAAGUAUUAUAAUGGCCAUGAUAUAUUUAUGAUAAUAUGUAAACAAUGCAUUUUAGGAAAAAAUGUAAGGUGGUUGCUGGGUUUGUUAGAUUCUUGUUGGUAAAUUUGAAGAAAGAAAAUCACAAUAGCGAUGCUACAGCAGCAAAGAGGAAAUUUAUGGUUCCAGUGUCAAUUAUACUGUCUUUAGGAUUCACAAAGCUUAAGUGGUUUCCCAUUGUUUAGGGAAUCAAUGGAACUCCUUCAUGUCAAUCUUUCUGUGUCUGAAAAUGAAAUGGAGUUCCAUUCUCUUCUUGUUGUACCAAACUUUUCGAUUGGAAAAAAUUGGUUGCUUCUUCUAAAA
Messenger RNA from Malania oleifera, 3021 nucleotides. RefSeq names its product protein KINESIN LIGHT CHAIN-RELATED 2. The transcript is spliced from 3 exons. The record is from RefSeq and is a predicted model, not a curated record. Gene Ontology annotation, molecular function: protein binding. Bases 477 to 2693 code for a protein of 738 amino acids. NCBI's taxonomy places the organism in Eukaryota, Viridiplantae, Streptophyta, Magnoliopsida, Santalales, Ximeniaceae.